AUGCACGCACAUCGGAGUCCGAUAGGCUCGCCAUCCUAUGGCUCAGAAACUGGCCGGAUUGUACUUCAUGGCAACGGCCGCGCAGGUUCCGAGGUUCGGAAUGUGCCGUUCUCCAACCGUUCCCGUAUGUCUGUGACACCAAACGAUGGUUUCUCCAGGUCGUUUGGGGCUGCAGGUGAAGCUCUUUCCUUGGCCGAUGGAAUUCACCCGUUGUCUGGCACGAAACGUGUUGUGGAUGUUCCUUCUUCGGCCUCUUCGGAUUUGGACGUGAAGUCUGCGAAUGGUCCUAACAUGCGUAUGAGUUAUACCUUGCCGGCUGGCUCGACUGGUUCGAUGGAAGCAGCUGCACAGCAGUACGGAUUGUCGCGGGGUCCCCUUCAUGCCCACCAAGAGCACCAGCGCAGACAUGGCACGGAAGAAUCGCCACCACCGCCACCACCCCUCAUGUUGCCCACGUCUUCAUCGCCUUCUUCAUCGGUAAAUGAUGAUUCAGAGACCAAAGAUAUGUCGCAUCAAACCAUUCAUAAGUGCGAAAGCUGCUCGAAGGUAUAUCGUCAUCCGAGUUGUCUAAUCAAGCACCGUUGGGAGCAUACUAUGUAUUGGAAAGAAGCGUCCAAGUUCUUGAUGAGCAAACAUCAACAAGUACAGCUCUUGGAAGCAGCGGCUAUUCUUGUGGGCAUGGACUCAAAUGCUCGAUCUCUUCCAGAAGAAAAGGCGUUGUGGCCUGCAGCUGUGAGUCCCCCAUCGUCUGGAUUGCUCGGCUGUGAACACUUCAACUUUGACACUUUGAUGGCGUCGAAAGCCCGCAACGCCGCGAUGCAAAAUGACCCUGCUGCUGCUGCUCGUAUGCCUUAUGGUACGUCAGCGCCACCGGGUCCCUCUGUGGCCGACAUGACAAUGCGUGCUCGCUCUAUGGACGGAUUGCAUGCGCCCUCUAAAAAGCCCAUGUACCAUCCACCUACUCCUGUUGCGGUGGAUGAACCUGCAGAAGAAGGCGAUGAGUCUGGUGAACUCAAUCUGAGCAUGCGAGAGGACUCGUAUGGUCUGCACUCGGGUGGUGACGUCAUGGCUGACAUGGAUAUGGAUGCCGACGAGUAA
Molecule: messenger RNA, 1098 nt
Organism: Malassezia globosa CBS 7966
Lineage: Eukaryota; Fungi; Basidiomycota; Malasseziomycetes; Malasseziales; Malasseziaceae
Exons: 1
Coding region: 1-1098 (365 amino acids)
Source: RefSeq, a predicted model, not a curated record